Molecule: messenger RNA, 459 nt
Organism: Rhagoletis zephyria (snowberry fruit fly)
Lineage: Eukaryota; Metazoa; Arthropoda; Insecta; Diptera; Tephritidae
Product: formin-binding protein 1-like
Molecular function (GO): protein binding
Source: RefSeq, a predicted model, not a curated record
AAAACAAAUGCUACACAAAUUUCCUCUUUUGCAUGCGCGGCUACAAAAUCAGCAGUUCGGCUAGCCCCGAAAGUGGAUUGGGUACAUCGCACACCUCACUACCGGGUUCAGGACAGGGUAGUGCGAACGAGAAUGCCAUUGGCGAGGAUGGAUAUGAUGAGACGGAAAUUGAGGUACUGCAACCGUUGGGCACAUGUCGAGCGCUCUAUCCCUUCGAAGCGACCAGCGAAGGCAGCAUACCAAUGAUUGAGGGCGAAGAACUGCAAGUGAUUGAAAUCGAUCAGGGUGAUGGCUGGACGCGCGUGCGCCGUGCCAAUGCCACCAACGGCUGGGAUGAAGGAUUUGUGCCGACUAGUUAUAUUGAAUGUACACUAAGCACUGAAAAACGCUGCGUAGAUGUCGAAGGCGCUGAGUCAAAUUCAAGUACACCGACUAUUGAAUAUUUUGAGAAGCAGCAAA